Molecule: messenger RNA, 5446 nt
Organism: Anopheles maculipalpis
Lineage: Eukaryota; Metazoa; Arthropoda; Insecta; Diptera; Culicidae
Exons: 5
Coding region: 343-5445 (1700 amino acids)
Molecular function (GO): actin binding
Source: RefSeq, a predicted model, not a curated record
AGGUUCCACGUCCAACCUUCCAAGAGUCAUGGACUAGGGGCCACUUUUAGACGGAAGCAUAUUAAAGGGCGUGGAGCCUCAUUCUUAUGAGUCGAGCAGGAGUCCCGUUAUUCACACCUCGUGCUACGAAGCUACGAAUCAUCUGUCGAACCUUCUUCCCGGCGAAGAGAGGAUCAACAUGCUAAGGAUUGUGAUGCUGUAGAAAACGGUUCCACUGCUAUUCACAGAUCAGCUUGUACUAGGCAAUACUUGUCACACACUUUAAUUCGAGUUACCGUGCAGCUUUUCGGGAGCUGCCAAACAUAUUCUUAGGCAAUCCCAUCAAACCAACCAAACUCCAAAAUGAACGGUUUAUCCACGCUUAACAGACUGUUAGGAAAAAGAAACAAAGAUGUUUCCAAAUCAACCUCUAACCUUAGUCGGUCCACCACCAACCUGGACGCUUCUAGUCACUUCAACAACAAAGUCAUACAGCUGCCGGUCGUGGCGAAUGCACCGUUCGAGCAGACAUUCCGCGUGACGGUGUUACUACCGCGGGACCAGCUGUACGUAGCACGUGUCGGUGCGAAAACCAAACUGUCCACCCUGCUCGAGAUGGUGUGCAGCGACAAGCUACUCGACGCGCAAAAGUACGUCUUUCGCCAUCCGGCCGACUUUCAGCAGGGUUUCGAGCUGGACAUGAACAUCGGCGAGGUGGGACUGAGCGAGGUUCGGCUAAUGUCACGCAAGGAGCUAGAAGCGUUGCGCAACAGUGACUAUCGGUUGAGCACAAGCGACAUCUUCCGGAUGCAUCAGAAGAGUGCGCGUGAAACGUCCGGUGGUACGUCCGUAUCGUCGUCGGAUUUGAGCCGCAACUCGAAAGUGCCUCUAAAGACGACCUCACCGUACAGCUCAACCAAUUCGCUCAACUCGAUGGACUCGUCUGGGGUUAGUUCGAGCUCGAGAGGUGGUGGUGGUGGUGGUCACAGUGGUACCACCAAUGGCGCCACAACCAAUGGAAACAGUCAGAUGGGACCACCGGUGGCGCCGACGCGUAAGAAGCGACUCGCACCACGUCCACCAAGCCAGAACUCUAUCCCAGAGGUGCGUCUCCCACAGCAAACGCAACAUUCCAACGGGUCAGCCGAUAAGCACAAUAGUCCCGAUGAUCACAUCUUCAAAGAACCCCAGUUACCUCCGUACUCGAGACAAAACUUCCACGUAUCCACACCAAAUCUGUACGACCGAGAAUUGAAAUCGGCUGAUAUUAUCAACAACAAUAACAACAACACACCCGGUGUGAAUACGAAAAAUGUCAGCAGCGAACGCAACGGAUACGCUGCCGAUAUCCACAACAAUAAUGUUCAUGAUGAGCAUAGCAAGAUGAUGAUGCUGGAGGAACAAGAUCGGAAAAACCUAAUCAACACCAAGACGUCGUACAGUACGCUCAAAAAUCGACCAACGUCGAUGUACAUUAUACGCGAACCAGACCCUCCUACCAGCACGUUGCAGCAGUCGAGCGAAAAUGGUGGCAGCAUGGUCGAUAUUCAUCAUCAUCAUUCGCGGGCGUCGUCCAGCUGCUCGGAUGCGAAAGAUCCGCGGGACUUUCAGGAUAUGCCUGAACCAACGCCACGAAAGCGCUUGAACUCUAGUGCCAAAAAGUCCAAAGCUCCAGCACCUCCGCCAAGAGCAAAAGCUACCAUCGCAACACCCUCACCGGUUCCAACACCUUCACCGAGAGCGCUUACUCGUUCGACGCUGGAUUUGCUACGGGACACUGAUGCGGCCAUAUCCGAGACGGAUUCUAACUUUAGCAGCGAACCAGAUGAUACGCAACGUAACCGAGAAUCGCGAUUGAAUGCCGUCAACGGAAGUGUCCACCGGGCUCCCCACAUGCAUCAGCAGCAACAGAACGUAUCAAAGGUGAUGCUUAACGUGGAACAAGCCCCAUUAAAUGAUCCAGUCGUAACCUCGACCACACCAACCACCGGCGAAAAGACACACCAAAAGAAUGGAUCCACCUCAUCCGUGUCUAUUAAAAUCAUGGGCAACGGUAACGGUACUGCUGAUACGCCAUCGAAACCAUCAUCCACAACACCCAUCGUGUCGAAGGUGCAGAUCGGUGGUAAUAAAAUCACUUCACCAGAUCAGCCUGCCUCACCCGGUGGUGGUGACAACAGCUCGGAUGAGGAAAUUAAAAUCUACAACAUAGAGUCCGGUAAAGCGCUGGUAAAGAAAAUGGCCGCCAACGGGAUGGAAGUGGACCAGCAAAGCAAGAGAGCAGCAGCACCAUCGGGAAUCGUUUCCAAUGGAACGAAACUGAGCGACGGUGAAAAGUCAACGACAGAGCAGCAUAACAAUGGCACUACGGCGGAUGAGGAACAGUGGACGUACAAGCUGCCAGCACCACCAACCUUUGCCGAUUCUUCCAUCAAGGCAAGCGACUACGAAGAACGUGGUCAAUUCUAUCGGCCAGCGUCAACUUUCGUCGACAAUACGACACUUCGCAGCGAUAUGCUUACGGUGCUGUCGGACGAACAAACCGAGCGUAUUGAGCCGUUCAUUCAGGAGCGCCUACAAACCAUGCUGGACCUUACGGUCGGUCGGGUGAACCAACGAUCACAUCGUCCGGGAAGUCCUGAAAGUGUUUCCACUGAAACGGAUGCCACUACACAUAUGUCGGAGGAGGUGCCACACAUCAGCUCAGAUCUGGAGGAUGGUUACCGUGUUGGUGAAAAUGGCCGUCAUGCGAUUGGGGAAAUAAACGGUGAACCAGACAGUACGCAAGAGGCUCGCGAAGUGUGGCUGCAAACGUUGGAAAAACGGCGGGAAAAAAUUAUCGAAGGUGAAUUGGCCACCUUAAGUGAGGCGAUCAGUGGUGGAAAAACGACCGGCCUGGAUGCUCCCUCGGUUGUUCGCACACAGUCAGUGAGCGAACGAAAGACUAGUGUUAUGAGUGAACUAAACCAGUUGCUGCGUGAAGGUGUCGAGCUAAGCCGCAAGGAGGAAACGGAAAUUGCCGUUGUGAAUAGGAGCAGCUUGGCCAACUUUAAAAUUUCGACUUACAGCUCGGAAAACAAGGAAAACAUCAUUACUAGCACCAGCAUCACCACAAACACGGCGAUCGUUGAAAAACAAGUUGAUUGCGAGGACAUUGCUGCACCGGUUGUAGAGAAUGGUGCUCAGGAAACGAACUUGAUUGUAGACAGCAAAGAACAGCAGGACGAAGCGGAUGUGAUUGUGCGUCGGAAGAUAUCGGUCGAUUCGAUAACCGUCCGGAAGCCUGCCUCACUUACCCAAAGCAGCGAUGAGGAUGAUCAUAUCGGGCGUUCAGCCAACGGUUACACAACUUCUAGUGCCAAGAAGGAACUAGCUCCAGUAAAGCGACGCAGCUUGACAAUGCUAAACAAAAGCCCUAGGGUGAUCAAUCGAUCCGAUUCGUUCCAUUCGACCCGUUCGGAUUACAUUCAAUCGCUUAACUCACCCGCUCAAACCAGCACAAGCACAUCCGGACCGUUACAUCUAACGCCACGCAGCACUUCAUACAUUUCGCUGAUCGGUGCCCAACGGUGGGAAAAUCGAGCCGCCACCAGUACACUGGCCUCUGCGAAUUCGUUCGCUAAUCGGCGUAAAUCGACCAGUGAGCUAAGCAUCUGCGAUUCUCCCUCCCUGCAAAGUCUGGAGGUGAUCAAAAACAUUUUGAACACAUCGCGCAAAAAUAGCGUUAACAAUCUGCACCAAACGAAUGCAAGUGCAGUUGAGGAUGCACCGACAGUGAAUGAAAUGCUGCUACCCUCGAUGGCUGCUAUCAAGCGGAAUAGUUUUACCGACAUUUCGACGCUGGUGCAGCUGAACGGUGGUACCGUUGGUAAGGUGCAUAUGAACGGUGGUAGUGCGGUGCGUAAGGACAGCAUUGAGGAGGCAAAGGUGGAGCAGGAACCCGACCCUGAACCGGAACCGGUAUCGACCCAGGAAGUAAAGGUGGUUCCGAAAUCUCCGGUGUUGGUUAAACAAAGUGUUGAUGUAAACAAAAUGGAGGAUUCAAAGAAGGUUGAGAAAAUGGUUGAAAAAAUUGUCGAGGAACCGAAAUUGAAAGCACAGGUUGAGGAGAGGAUUGUGCAAAAACCAGUGGAGGAAAAGGUUAAACUUGAGGAAACGAAAUGGGUCGCUAAGCCAGAAGUCCACGAUGUUGGUAGUGAAUCAAAAAGUGAUGAUGAAAAGUUGCAGAACAAGCAGCAGCAACGACAUCAGAGCACUCAAGAGCACGCUGUCGUCGUCGCGAAGGAACCACAGACGACCGUCGUCAGCAUUACCACCAACAGUACAGUAGUGAGCAGCAGCACAGAUAGUGCCAGUGUCGCAACCGUUACACCUGCCACCAACGAAUCCGAUACGAAAAAGUGGACCUACCAAGGUCCACCGACGAUCAGCUUCGCAACUUGGAACGAACGUCCGAAAAUUGACGUAUCGAUCAAAUCCGACCGGGACUAUCGGUUCGGAGGUAGUUCGACGCUGCCUCGUGGCUUCCGUAAUGUAAACAACGUAAGCAGUACGAAAAUCAGCAUCGGCCCGGGUGGUAGCAGUAGCACCACCACGACGAUGACGUCAACGACCACUAUCCACGAGGUUGAUCAGCAGCAGGAAGAUGUUGUUUCGAAUGUGCCAUCAACAGCAGCAGUAGCGGCCACCGCAACGCCACUGCCUCAAGCGGUGCCGGCUGUGGUGAAGCUACCCGCAACCUCACCAAAACCAACUACCGCAACACCGGGACCAGGCGAACGCUUACCGAUCGUACGUGCCGUCGAGUACAAAAAGAACGUUACCCAACGUCAAGCGCCACCACCAACCGAGCCAAAGCCUUCCUUCCUGUACGAACCGUUCAAUGGCAAUAAUUCGAACGUUAGCAGCGUAAGCAUCAAUGGAAAUGCUAGCACCAACAUUAGCCGGCUAAGCUUCGGUCCAAAACCAUCGACCGUCCUUCAACCAACGGUGCGUGGCUUUAAAUCGCUCGACAUUGAACCUACCGGUAUUGCAGCACCACGAUUGCGACCCGUUUCAAUGAUCGAUACAAGCACGUUGCGGAAAACCACCACCGUCCCAUUGGUGGAGGACGGUGAAGCUCCGAAAUCGUUGCCCUUCUCGCAGAACACUCUGCGUCGGACGGGCUUGAAGGAUAAAAUUUUGGCGAAAGAUCCAGUUUCGGAACCAAUCGCUACUAAAGUGAGCGUAGCUACGACAGCUGCUGUUGCUCCGGUUCCCGUGCGACCAGCUUCCUUGCCGUUGGGUAACGCCGGUCACAUUCCACCGCCACCCGCACCGAUGCCACCAGCAACGGGUAUAGCGUCCCAACCGGUUGUGCGGGGUGCAAUCGUGAAGAAAUCACCCACAACGCCGGCCAUCGAUCCGCGGACGGCGCUUUUAGAUGCCAUUCGAAACUUCAACAAGGAUUCGCUGCGAAAGGAUUGAU